CAUUUUAUGGGUUUGUUUAAUGGUGGUGAUUCAUGUUUGGUUGAUGAGAAAAUCCUGGAAUAUGAAGUGGGAAUGGUUUUAGAGAAAGCAAAGAAGCUUAAUUUUGCUAAAUAUUUGCACUGGAUUGGUUGAGUUUUUUGUUUUUGAAGGUUGUGCAUUAAUGUUUUUGUUCAGCUUCCAUACAGCUGGUUCAUGUUUGGUUCCCGAGGAAUUUUGGAAAAGAAAAUGGGCUGAAUUUAUGGUUUUAUAAUUCUGGGAAUGGGUUGGGAGAGAAAAGCAAAAGAGCUCGAUUGAGUUGGUUUUCUUAGUUUUUUCGAGAGAUCCUUCGUUAACGUUUCUGUUCAAUUCUGCGGAUUCAUGUUUGGGUCCUGGGAAAAAUCUGGAAAUCAAAACGAGUGGAAUUUGAAGUUCUGCUCUUCUAAAGUAAGGUUUUUAAAGAGGGCUAAAAAGGAAAAACCUCACUGCGGGCCAGCACAGGGGCUGAUUGGGUAGUAUUGUUUUGUUGAUUUUGUUUCUGGCUGUUGGAAGGAUGAGGAAAAGGAUAGCGAAAGAUGUUAUAUGUUUCAAUUUAAUUGGAGUUGGAGUGUGGUCAGUUCCGUACUUUUCCUGUCCAAACAGAAGCUAUUCUGACUGCUCAGUUCUUCACUUCCUUGAGCUGCUUCAAACCUGUGACUCUAUAGUUGAACACUGAAUCAGCCCGGAUCACCCUUUCUCUGUGAUUGAGAAUUUUAGAAAUGUCUGAGCUUUCCCCCAAAUUGGCUCAGAAUGGAACUAUAAAAAACAUUGAUUCUUCAAGUCCAGUGGCUGAAACUGAAGACAUUGAUUUCUCUAAACUUUCUGAAAGGCCAAGGCCUUUGACUAUGGAGAGACAGAGAUCAUACGAUGAAAGGUCAUUCUUGAGCGAAUUAUCUGUUGGAAUGUCGCCCCGGCUCUCCAUCAGAAAUAUUGAUAGUUAUUCCCGAAAUAUAGAUCAUCUUGAUACCGUAUUUUCUCCAUGUAGACGGUCUGGGUUUAACACACCAAGGUCAGCGAUGGACUUUGAGCCGCACCCAAUGUUUGCCGAAGCUUGGGAAGGUUUAAGGCGUUCAUUGGUUUUUUUCCGUGGUAAACCAGUUGGCACCAUUGCUGCUUUAGAUAAUUCUGACGAAGAACUUAACUAUGAUCAGGUGUUUGUGAGGGACUUUGUCCCAAGCGCAUUGGCUUUUCUGAUGAAUGGGGAACCUGAAAUUGUAAGGAACUUUCUUGUAAAGACUCUUCGCCUUCAAUCUUGGGAGAAAAAGGUAGAUCGUUUCCAGCUUGGAGAGGGUGUAAUGCCAGCCAGUUUUAAAGUACUCCAUGAUCCAGUCAGGAACUCCGAUACUUUAAUAGCUGAUUUUGGUGAAAGUGCAAUAGGAAGAGUGGCUCCUGUUGAUUCUGGAUUUUGGUGGAUUAUACUGCUUCGGGCAUACACAAAGUCUACAGGAGACUCUACCCUAGCUGAACUGCCUGAAUGCCAGAAGGGUAUGCGCCUUAUUCUGACUUUAUGCCUUUCUGAGGGGUUCGACACAUUUCCUACUCUUCUCUGUGCUGAUGGGUGCUGUAUGAUUGAUCGAAGAAUGGGUGUUUACGGGUAUCCCAUUGAAAUACAAGCACUUUUCUUUAUGGCGUUGAGAUGUGCUUUGCUUUUGCUUAAGCAAGAUGACCAGGGUAAGGAGUUCAUAGAACGGAUAGUUAAACGUCUGCACGCCUUAAGCUAUCACAUGAGGAGUUAUUUUUGGCUUGAUAUGAAGCAACUUAAUGAUAUUUAUCGAUACAAAACGGAAGAGUACUCUCACACUGCUGUCAACAAGUUCAAUGUAAUACCUGAUUCUAUUCCUGAAUGGAUUUUUGAUUUUAUGCCAACUUAUGGUGGCUACUUCAUCGGGAAUGUCAGCCCUGCCAGGAUGGACUUCCGUUGGUUUUGCUUGGGUAACUGUGUUGCAAUCCUCUCAUCAUUGGCAACCCCUGAACAAUCCACUGCAAUUAUGGAUCUUAUCGAAUCACGUUGGGAGGAAUUGGUUGGAGACAUGCCAUUAAAGGUUUGUUAUCCUGCCAUAGAAGGCCAUGAAUGGCGAAUUGUAACAGGGUGUGAUCCAAAAAAUACAAGGUGGAGUUACCACAAUGGAGGAUCUUGGCCAGUGCUUCUAUGGCUCCUCACUGCUGCCUGCAUCAAAACUGGACGCCCCCAGAUUGCGAGACGGGCCAUUGAGCUUGCUGAGAGCAGGUUGGUGAAAGACAGCUGGCCAGAAUACUAUGAUGGAAAGCUUGGUCGAUUCAUUGGGAAGCAGGCACGAAAAUUCCAAACCUGGUCGGUUGCUGGUUACUUGGUGGCCAAAAUGAUGCUGGAGGACCCUUCCCAUCUGGGUAUGAUCUCACUGGAGGAAGACAAACAGAUGAAGCCCCUCAUCAAAAGAUCAGCCUCAUGGACCUUCUGAUACUAUUUUUCCUUGUUUCCUCUCUACCUUAGCCUCAGUUUCAAGUUGAGAAGUGAGAACACACUUCUUCCAAAUUCCAAUAAGAUCUCUUAGCAUGUAGUUUGUAUUCUGUAUUCUGUAUUCUGUUUAUAUAUGGGAAAUCACAUUUAUUCUUUCUCCCA
Molecule: messenger RNA, 2614 nt
Organism: Vitis riparia (riverbank grape)
Lineage: Eukaryota; Viridiplantae; Streptophyta; Magnoliopsida; Vitales; Vitaceae
Product: probable alkaline/neutral invertase B
Exons: 6
Coding region: 735-2453 (572 amino acids)
Biological process (GO): sucrose catabolic process
Molecular function (GO): endo-alpha-N-acetylgalactosaminidase activity; sucrose alpha-glucosidase activity
Source: RefSeq, a predicted model, not a curated record